GGCAGCUCGUAUGGGGUCCUCGUGGCAAACCAAGAUGGCUGCCCCCCUGGUGAAGACAGUGCGAGGGUGGUCGGACCUAGCACUGGGCGUACGCAGCACUGUUCUGCGGCUUCCAGGGCUAAUCCAGGUGAGGUGGAGCCGCUAUGGCCCUGAAUACAGAGAUCCCCAGGUCGACAAGGAAUAUUACCGCAAGCCCUUGGCAGAGCUGACUGAGGAACAGAAGUUUGAGCGGGAGCUCAGAAAGACUCAGCUUAUCAAAGCUGCCCCAGCGAUGAAAACAAGCUCUGUGUUUGAAGACCCACUGAUCAGUAAAUUCACCAACAUGAUGAUGAAAGGCGGAAACAAAGUGCUGGCCAGAUCCCUCAUGACAAAGACUCUGGAAGCUGUGAAAAGGAAGCAGUUUGAGAAGUACCACGCCGCUUCUUCGGAGGAACAGGCGACCAUUGAACGCAACCCCUACACCAUCUUCCACCAAGCACUGAAAAACUGUGAGCCUGUGAUUGGGCUGGUACCCAUCCUCAAGGGUGGCCAUUUCUACCAGGUCCCUGUGCCGCUAUCCGACCGGCGGCGUCGCUUCCUGGCCAUGAAGUGGAUGAUUACUGAGUGCAGGGAGAAGAAGCACCGGCGGAUGCUGAUGCCAGAGAAGCUGUCACGUGAGCUGCUGGAGGCUUUUCACAACCAGGGCCCUGUGAUCAAAAGGAAGCACGACAUGCACAAGAUGGCUGAGGCCAACCGCGCGCUGGCCCACUACCGCUGGUGGUAGGGGCGGGGAGGCUCCCGGAGGAGCCCAGGGCUCUGCCGCUAGAGGCAGCGUGAGGCAGCGCUCAUGGAAACUGCCUGGGCUGGAGGACGUGGUUCCUAAGGACAGGCAGGCCGCACAGGAAGGACAGAGCAGUAUGUUUAUUGCUUUAGUCCUUCCCUUGUGGGCUAGAGCUUGCUCUCCCUGCCCCGUCUCCUUGCGAAGAGGCAACGUAUGGACUUGGUAGUCCCCCAAGAGUCUGAGGGCCCAUCUGCCUUCUCUUCCCUCUGCUUAAGGUGGACAUUUGGGUGACAAAAGGAAGCAUUUUCAUAUCGGAAAGAUUUAUUAGAAAAUUCUCGCCCUGAACUGGAGCAUGUGAUACGGUGCUGCCACUCAUUAAAAGCGACUACAGGAAA
Molecule: messenger RNA, 1155 nt
Organism: Pteronotus mesoamericanus
Lineage: Eukaryota; Metazoa; Chordata; Mammalia; Chiroptera; Mormoopidae
Gene: MRPS7
Product: mitochondrial ribosomal protein S7
Exons: 5
Coding region: 11-763 (250 amino acids)
Biological process (GO): ribosomal small subunit assembly; translation
Cellular component (GO): ribosome; mitochondrial small ribosomal subunit
Molecular function (GO): rRNA binding; mRNA binding; structural constituent of ribosome
Source: RefSeq, a predicted model, not a curated record